UCCAACCUUCCAAGGGAGCGCUUCACUCCUUCACUGCUUCACUGCUUGACUGCUCCUCCUCAGACCGGCUGCCGGGACUCCACUCCUCCGUUGGCAGUUCGUCACGGUGCUGCAAUGGUUUGUUCGUCAACGAGGAGGAUUUCGCAACUUUACUUCUGCUAACACACAUAAAAAAACCCCGAAGCUCAGACUGUCAAAAUGGACCAGCAGAACCAAAACCUAAGCUGUCAUUAUGACAAGAUCAUGGAUUUCUUCUACAACAACAGCAACAGAAACCAAAGUAAAACUGAUGAUUCAUGGGACAAUACCCAGCUCAUUCUGGUCCAGGUGGUGGGCUGCUUGUUCUGCUGCUUCAUCUUGUUCGCCAACGCUUUGGUCAUCACCGCCGUCAUCACCAACCGGAGGUUCCAUUUCCCCUUCUACUAUCUUCUGUCCAACCUCGCUGCCUCGGACUUCCUCGCAGGCAUAGCCUACGUGUACCUCAUGUUUAACACCGGGAGUGUCUCCCGGCAGCUUACAGUGAAUGGAUACUUCUUCCGCCAAGGUCUUCUGGACAUCAGCCUCUCGGCCUCACUGUCCAACCUGCUUGUCAUCGCUCUGGAGCGAUACGUCUCCAUCAUGAGCUUUAAGGUCCACAGCAACCUGACCAAGAGGAGAGUGACUCUGCUGAUCUUUCUGGUGUGGGCUGUCUCCAUCCUCAUGGGAGCCGUGCCCAGCAUGGGCUGGAACUGUAUUUGUGAUCUUGACACGUGCUCGAAGCUGGCUCCCAUCUUCAGCACGAGCUACGUGAUCUUCUGGUCGGUCUCAAACUUGGUGAUGUUUCUAGUCAUGGUGGCCAUUUACAUUCGGAUCUACAUGUAUGUCAAGAAGAAGACAGCGGGGAUGAAGCAGCACACCAACAACUCCAUCAAUCGCAAGAAGACUCCCAUCAAGCUUAUCAAGACGGUGAUGGUUGUACUUGGGGCUUUUGUGAUCUGUUGGACCCCCGGUCUGUUGGUUCUGUUGGUGGACGGCGUGUGCGAGAGCUGUAAAGUCACCAAAUUCAAGCGCUGGCUGCUGCUUAUGGCUGUUGCUAACUCUGUCAUGAACCCGUGCAUCUACUCCUACAAGGAUCAGGAAAUGUGGAGAACUAUUAAAAACCUCCUGCGCUGCAUCGGCAAUGGUACGCGUCGACAGCGGUCCUCAAAGGCCAACGCCAGACAUUUGCACUCUGGUCAAGAUACGGGAAACAGUCCGCUACCAUCAGAUGAAAUGGAGUGACAAAGGCAAAAUACAACAUAAAGAAGGGAGAUCUUGUGGUGAAUUUGUGUGAACAUGUUGACUUGAAAGAGAGACUAAGAGAUCAGUUAAUUCUCUUCAGCAUCCUCAGUGGGCUGUUUGGCCCCACAUGGAGCUUUUUUUUUUAGGAGGCAGCUCACCAACUUCUUAGAAAGGUACAGUUGCAGCGAGACAGAGGUGAUCACGCACAAUCUCUGUGAUGGUUGGACAAGCAUUUCAAUGGGAUUUUAUGUUUUUUUUCAAUUCUUUCUUGAAGAUCAGUUUGCUGCAGAUGUUUUGUUUCUUUCUACUUUCCAUUAGACCGUUUCUUUGGAGACGACGCUGCACUGUUUUCUGACAAACGUUUGUAGAUGCUUUUAUUUUGAAAUUCGAAAAGCAGUUUUACAUUUUGCCGAUCACAAAGUUUGUGUUUGUCGUUUUGCGUUGAAAUUACCUUUAAAAAUUUGUCUUUAUCUUAAAAAAAAACAUAGGAAGUAUAAUUUAAAAAAACAAGCGUCAUUGGCUCUAAACUACAGCAAACGCCUUUUAUUUAAAGAUUGUGUCACCCUUUUUAAAAGUCAGCUUUGCCACAUUACGUUCCCUUCUUUGGUUUUCUUUUCUUUUUGUUAACCAAAGUUCAAACUCAUUUGUAACACUUGAUCAAAAGAAAUUCCUUACUACAGUUAUUGUUUUCACACCUACUUUUUUAUUUUAUUUUGAAAAACAUCCGCUGUUCAGAUAAAGCUGCAUACCUAAUAGCGAAACCACGUUGCAUCACACUGGAUUAUCUCAAUGCCGCACACUGAGCACGAGCAGUCAAGAACAGCAAUUAUCUCCAGCGCUAAAUGCUGCUCUCCGCUCUGACAUCUCUACUGAUCAAUAAUUGAUAGGAUUUAUUUGACUUUGAAUCACCUGUACUGUUGCUAAGGACUUUGAAUGUUAUCAACGUUGUUUUCUUUCUGUUUUGGGAGAACAGUGAUUAGAAGACAUUUUUGGUCCUUUGCCAUGUUUUAGUUAAACUGAGAUUGCUGGUUAUCAUUCUGACUGUUGGACUUUUGACAGAUUUUAUGUUCCUUUGAACAUUUGUAUUUUAUAACAUCAUAUAUUGUCAUGUAUUUCGGUUCAUUGUUUAUGUACUAACACAAUAAACUGCAAAUCCCUCCCAAUAAUUUAUAUAAAUAUGUUUUUAAACUUUUCCUUUUGUACGUUCUUUUUUUUUUUGUAUCACUCAGGUUCCUGACUGCACAGAGUUUCAUUUACAAAUGUGCAGCCUUUCAGUUUUAACCUCUGAGGUAACGACUUGUUGCCAGUUUGCAGUUUAUUAUUAUUUUUUGUUUUUGAGAAAAGCAGGGCAUGGGAAAUGGCAGAAAUAAAAAAAAAGGAAAGCUAACUGUGUGAGCAUGUGUUUACUAUUGUUGCUUUGCCCUAUAAAAUGGGCCAAGAGGUUUGUUUGUAUCAGAAAAUAAUUGAAGAAAACCACUAGAAAUGUAACAUGACUUAUUGGAAAUGCUUAGUUGGGUUUCUUUUCUUUCUUUCUUCUAAAGUAGUUACCUGACAGCCAUGAUUUAUUCUUUUAAAAUGAAGUAAAACAAAGAAAGAAAAAAAUCGGAUCUUGUUCUGUGUAGGUGGCAACCUUGAAUUAAACGUAAAAAUUGGACUCCAGAGUAAUCUGAGGGCUUUUUUUCUGCAGGCGAAACUUUAUACUUCAUUACUAACUAGUACCUAAUGCAACAGUAAACAAAACUAUGUUUAUUGAUUAUUGAUGCAUUUAGUAGCACCAUGAAUAAAAGAGGGAAUGCAAGAAAAGCACUAUAUCUUUAUGUUUUAUAGUGUAAAACAUUAAACAGAAUGCAAAACGGGGAAUUUUAUAUAUUUUGUGAGCAAAUGUUUAUUGGUGACACCCCUUGUUUAAGGUUAUUGGGAGCCAAAAAAUGUAAUCAUUACCAUUCUUAAGACAGCAUUUGGAAUAGAAUCUAAUAAUGGUUUUACUUUCAGGUAAAUAAAAAGCAACCAGUUAAUCUGA
This is a messenger RNA of Oryzias latipes (Japanese medaka), 3280 nucleotides long. RefSeq names its product lysophosphatidic acid receptor 3 (gene lpar3). Gene Ontology annotation, molecular function: lysophosphatidic acid receptor activity. Gene Ontology annotation, cellular component: membrane. Gene Ontology annotation, biological process: G protein-coupled receptor signaling pathway. Lineage: Eukaryota; Metazoa; Chordata; Actinopteri; Beloniformes; Adrianichthyidae. The record is from RefSeq and is a predicted model, not a curated record.